CCGUUCCGUAGAGUGACGUUUUCAGUUGUGAGUCAGCCUCAAGACCCGCAUCAAGGGUCUUUGCAGAGUUGCUAUGACAGCGGUCUGGAGGAAUCUGAAACGCCAAGCAGUAAGAGUUCUUCAGGCCCGAGGCUGGGUGCCCUUCCACUCCCAGAGGACAACUACGAAAGGACUACGCCGGAUGGCAGUGUUGGUGAGGCAGAGCAUAUGGAAAAUGGGGAAGAAGUAGCCUUCAAUGGUGUGGCUUUAAGUGCUCCUAGAGGGAUAUCCAGAUUGGGGGUCGGCCAAGAUUCAAGACCUCUGCCGGAUGUUGCCCUGACGGGAAAGUGCACCCGGGACUGCGACGAGUACGGCCACUCCGAUUCCUGUUGGAUGCCUGUCCGCACGUCACCCGAAAGGAAGCCCAAGAGCCAGCCCAAACUCUCCACUUUCAUGCCUGUCGAUGAACGGGGCAGUCCGGAGAAGCUGGCCAACGGAGAGGCCUCCCUGAUGGGCGAUCGCAACAGAAACCUCCUGAACAAAAAGUUGACCUCAUCUUAUGAGACCUUCAGCGUAACUAGCUUCAGCAAAAGCGAAGACACCAACCCAGAGGAUAUUCCCCUGGCACAGACAGGGGAAUACAAGCCAUCUCCUAUCAACACUUUAUCUCGAAGGGAAGUUUACCUCUAGGGGAUCAGGAAGUAACAAUGCCGGUUCUUUCCCAGAGCAGAAGGCCCAAAGCCGAUCACUCGAAACCAUUGGAAAAUUGGGGAAGGAAGAAAAACCACUCUGUCGAAUCCAAGGGGGGCUACCAAAGAGACGAAGGCCUGGCUUGCCUCUUCUGCCUCCCAGCCAGGCAUUUCCAUAUCCUGUCUGCCUGACUAUAUUGUACAAUGUAGAAACCAUUGUUGUCCCUGCAUGUCUUAACACCGUGCUCACCUGUUCUUUUAUUUUAUUAUUAUUAUUUUCCGAAAAAAGUUACCUUUAUAAGUUCCUUGCUAGGGAACAAACCUGAAAUUGAAGAAGAAGAAGAAGAAGAAGAAGAAGAAGAAGAAGAAGAGAAAAAAACAUAAGAUAGACAUUCUGGUUCCCCUCCCCAGCACACACAAACACCCACACACAUAUAUACACACAGAGAGAGGGACAGACAGACACCGUCACAAACAGACACACAUCACUGGAGUGCUGUUUGAGCCUCUUUUGAUUGUCCCUGGAUGGCCAUCUGCUUUGUUUGCAAUCGCAGGUCAUUGGGGAAAAAAAUCUUCUCAGAUGUGCAGGCGGAACUACGCAUUGCUAUGUCUGCAUGUGUCUGGUUUCCAUCAGAGGUAAACGUUCAGAAACCCUACAAAAGAAAUGUGUAAAAUAACUCUUUUAAAAGAAGAAGAAGCAGCACUUUUUAAGGACCAUAUCUUUAAUACAGUCCUGUGGCUGGAAACAAGAAAGAAUGGGGGGAAAAAAAAUCAGCCUGAGAUUAUAGUCUAAAAUAUUACACAUUCCCUCCAACCGUCACCUGUAGGUUUAGUUUUACUCAUAGACAAAUGACAUUAUCUAUCUCUUUCUCGUUUUAUUAUUCUUUAUCAUGCCUUUCUUCCUCCUCCCCCUCCUCCUCCCAUUCGCUAACAUUUUAACUUAAAUAUAAAAGGAUGGAAUACAUAUAUAAACACACUGGCACACAUACAAACACAAAAAGAAGCAUACAUGUACACAAGAAUGAAUGAAUGAAUGAAUGAAUGAAUGAAUGAAUGAAUGAGCGAAUGAAUGAAUGGUGGGGCAUGAUUUAUCGAUAUCAAGAAACUGCUGAAACUGGUGUCAUUUUUACAAGGCCAACCUUUUAGCUUGGAUGAUCAUAGUAAUUUAAAGACCAAAGAACGCACUAUGGAUCAAGGAAAUUGCUCGUUGGUCUUCUCACGUAAAAUCUGAUCCAGGAAUACACUGACACUAAGCAUGGUGAUUGUUGUCAACAUGGAUUUUAGUUUGAUGCCCAAAGGAACCUAUGACAUGAGCUUGCUGAUUUUUUUUUUUAAAGUGAUUACAUUCACCAACUAUAUUAACAUGACCCUCUGGCUUCAAAAAUAUGUUUUCCUUAGAAAAUUUACAAAUCCAUCUGAGAAGCUUCAAAACACGUUCAGGGGAUAGCCGAAAGAAGAGUGAGAAUGAAGGCAGGAUGAAGAAUAUGCUUCAAGUCAAAACAUGGCAGCAUCUUGGUUGAGAAUGGAUGCUAAUUCUUGGGUUCUUGCAGUGUUCCAGGUUAUUCAUUUGCUGUAGGCAAAGGUAUUAUGCAGGUUUUCUUAAAACACAAGUGCAUUUAAGCUGAGUCUUGUGCAAUACCCAACCCGUGUUGAGACUCCAGGUGACCCAGAGUCUCGGCAGACGUCAUUCCCAACGUGCUCUUGUGCAAAAUUGUGCGGCUUGCGACUUUGUACAAAGCAUCCAAGCCAGAUGCAGAGCUCUGGGGUCAUGACGAAUUCAUAUAGUUUGCACUAUAUACAGGGGAUAGGAAAAAAAAUGGACCAGAUAUUUUUUUGUGCAAUAAGAAGUUGCAAGAGUAUGGAAAAUUGAGCUAGUUCUGUAUUGAUGGUAAGCAAAUAGUAAUAAAGAAUGGACAUUCAAAUGAAACUGACAAUCGGUCAAUGCAGUGGGAACAGCUUGGGAAAGGUGCAGAGACACCAUCUCCUCAGGUUGUUUAACUUGGCAUUAAAGCAUGGCUAGAUGGUUGUAAUAGAUUUAGUGACAAGGUAGCUUGGAUAGCUUGCAUUAAGAGUGACAUAGAAUAUAUUAUUAGACUGUCUGACAUAUGGGCCAAUCAGCUGGUACAAAUCCCUCAUGACUUUUGUCUUUUAAACGCUCCAUAGCAAAAGUGCCCUUUGUUUUUUAAAAUGUACAUCUUCUUUGCAUUUAAUCGUUCGAUUGGUUCUUAGCUCGCCUAUAGCAACUAAACAUAUUGCCACGUUUUAGAAAUGGAGAAAUGUUGAAGGAAAGUUUAGGAGUGAAUCGAUUGUUCUAAUGCAUCCUUUUUUUAAACAAACAAACAAACAAACAAAAAAGAUAUAUAUCAGAAAUUCAAAUUUCGACUUGAUUAGAGGACUGACUAAACCCUUUUUCUGUAUUUGUGUAACUCUUAAGUAUGUGUUAAAGGUAAAAUGCUUGUCGAUAUAUUUGCAUUAAAUAUGCAUUUUUUUUCAGGCUUCAACCGAAAACACCAUCAGCCACACAAAAAGAGCAAUUGAAUAAUUUCUCUGUGUAGAAUGACAAUACACCAAGCAUUGUCUUACAGACACUAAAAUGGUAGCGGUCCAGAUUGUUGUUUUUUUUUUUUUAACCUCAGUUCUAGACAGCCAAUAUCUUAUAAGAAGACUUUCAAAGUUAAAAGGAUUGGCAUCUAUUCCCCCUUUUGUGCGCCACAUAAAGGCACAUGCAGUAUAAGACUGAACAAUUUACCUAAUUUAGUUGUAGUGAUAAGCCCAAAGGAUGUAAAAAAAAAAGAAAAAAGAAAAAAAAGAAAGAAAAAAAAGAAAGAAAAUUAUGUGUGCUUGUUUGUAUGUUCAGUAAUCUAGUAACACCUAACCAUCAAAACAUAAUCAACAGCUUCUUACUACCCAGCAUGAUCCACAGAUAUAUAUAUUUUUCCGUAGGUGUUUUUCAUUUGAAAUUAGUCGAAUUGGGAAACACUCCUUCUAUAGAGUGCUUUUAUAUUAAAUAAAUAAAAUAAAAAAAAUGGAAACGGAAAGUUUUAGAGCAAAUGCAAAAUAUGCAAUUGUGCCUUUUAUAUUGUUGUCAUGGUAAAACAGUGCUUGGGUUGGACACUAAAAAUAUUGGACUGUUCCCACUUUUUUUCAACCUGUAUAUUUAACCCUGUUUAUUUUCUGAAAAGCAUCAAAUGGUAUAUUUAAGAGAGAGAGAGAGAGAGAGAGAGGGAGGGAGGAAAAAAAAAAAAAACCUUUUACCAAACUCAGAUAAUGGACCAGUCUUAAAUAUAAUUCAUGAAAAAAAAGGAAGAAAAGAAAGACUAUGGUUUGGGAACAGGUUAAACAGGUUAAGUUAAAAAGUUACAGUAUUGAUCUCAGUGACAAGAAAUUAUGCCUCUUUCUCUCUCUCUUUUUGGCAGAGAAAUUGACGAAUCUUUGUUCAUUGUUGCUUUUUUUAAUAGAUGAAGAUUUUCUUUGCAGCCAUUUUGUUUUAAUUCCUGUUUUAGUUCGAUUUCACAAGGAACUCAAGUGAACUGUGUUUGCAUUUGACACUUUGCACAUUCCUAGCUUGACAUGCCACUUAUGUAAACUUUAUAUGAAUUAGAAAAAAAAAAGAAGAAGAAGUCAUAUUAACUUUGAUAUAAACUCUUAUGCUCAUUCUGACCUCCGGCUAGGCUAAUAUUUGGGUCAGUUUCAUUCUUGGCUGGCCUACUCUCUUGAGUUUCUGGAAACAAGGUAGAUGCUAUUUUUUAUGUGGGGGAGAAAAAACUCCACCUAAGAGAUGGAAUGUGUUGGAAGAAAGACUAGGAAAUUGUCACUGUUGGAAAGCAAAGGUGUGGGGGAAAUGGAACUGGGGGUGAAAAAGGAAAUGGAAGUGUGUUAAAUACAACCGUCACUAACAAGAUUUGAACAGCAUUUGACAAGGCGAAGAAUGGAACAAGGUUUCCAGAUGGUAAAGAGGCAAUGUUCUCUUAAGUGCUGAAAGGAACAACACUAAUGUUGGACAAUUCCUUGAAGAACCUAAUACCUGGAAGAAAGCAUCUUUCUUAGCUACCUGGGGUAAUCCUUUCAGCCCCUUCUUUUCCUGAUUUUUUUUUUGAAGCACUUACAUUCAGUGUGGUUACGAUCCGUUGUAUUAUUAAUCAUUGACUAUUGUUCUGCUACUUGGAUGUUGGUCGUGAAGCAGAGAACCAACUUAUUGUUUAUUAUGAGUCACUAUGCACGCAACUAUGCUAAGAAGAAAAAAAAAACAUGGCAAAAAUGUAUUCGAUGCUAGUCCACCUCUAUUUAUGAAAGAUUUUGCAUAAUUUUAUUUGCUUUUGUACAGUUUUCUGUAAAUAAAUUGCUUGUCAUUUUUGUCUCUGCAAAUUAAAAUAUAACAUGUUAAAAA
Crotalus tigris (Tiger rattlesnake) is the source of this 5055-nucleotide messenger RNA. Its product is annotated as protocadherin-9-like. The annotation marks the transcript as partial. The record is from RefSeq and is a predicted model, not a curated record. The transcript has 3 exons. NCBI's taxonomy places the organism in Eukaryota, Metazoa, Chordata, Lepidosauria, Squamata, Viperidae.